GAGGAGUCCUGUGCCCUCAUCUGCCAGGUGUUCCAGAUCAUCUACGGCGACCAGAGCAUCGAGUGCGUGGACAGAGCCGGGUACCACUACACCUCCACGCCCACACGGCCCUGGCUCUCCAGCAGGAGCGAGAGCUGCCGCACAGAUGGGACAUAUGGCUACGAUGCUGACUACAGCUGCUGCAGCUCCUUCAAUGGCUCCCACGAGACCUUUGAGGCGUAUUACAGUGGCACCUCCUCGCCCUCCUUCCACCGCUCCCACCACAGCCUGGCCACCGCCUGCAGUGGCAGUGACCAGAGCGGCGCAGGGCUGGAGCAGCUGCAGGACUACAUGGUGACGCUGCGCAACAAGCUGUCACCACAGGAGAUCCAGCAGUUUGCCAUCCUGCUCCGUGAGUACCGGCUGGGCACGCCGGUGCAGGAAUACUGCACGGAGCUCCUGCGCCUCUACGGGGACCGCAGGAAGUUCCUCCUCCUGGGAAUGAGGCCCUUCAUCCCUGACCAAGACAUCGGGUACUUUGAGACCUUCCUGGAGAGCAUCGGGAUCCGGGAGGGCGGGAUCCUCACCGACAGCUUCGGCCGCAUCAAGCGCAGCAUGAGCAACACGUCAGCCUCGGCCGUGCGCAGCUACGACAGCUGGUCCCUGCGCUCCGAGAGCGAGUCCUUCAACCGCAUCAUCACCGACAUCACCCACGACAUCGAGGCACUGGCACGGGAUGAGGAGGAGGAGGAGGAGGAGGAAGAGGACAACUACCUGUGAGCCAGUGCCAAAACCCAGCUGUGCUCUCUCUGCUCGCUGAUGCGGCGCUGCACCUCCAGGAGCAGCCUCAGCAGGUGCCCAGCUCUGCACCAGAACCAGGGAGGGUGAAUUUGUCACCGUGGGAGGGGACAGGUCUCUGCACUGCCCUGUCAGCUCUUGUCGAGACUGUGGAAUCACAGGGCAGCUGUGGCUGUAGGGGAGACACAUGUGCUGUAAUUUCUGCAGAUAUCAAUUAAAUGCUGG
Zonotrichia albicollis (white-throated sparrow) is the source of this 1002-nucleotide messenger RNA. The record is from RefSeq and is a predicted model, not a curated record. Lineage: Eukaryota; Metazoa; Chordata; Aves; Passeriformes; Passerellidae.